AUGUUGUACCAACAGACGUGGUGUCAGAACCAUGUGCUGUGUCGGUGGUGUACCCAACUCACCCGACGUAUCCAGUGUACCCAACAUAGGUACUCGGUACACCCAGGUGCUUUGACUCAACAUAGAUACCAUGAGCCAGCACAAAUAUCCCCGGGAGGCAGCUCUGGCUACCAAUCUGCGACUGCUACAUCCGUUUCUCCAGCAAAGUGCUCGACCGACAACCUUGAAGACGCUGAAAUCUCGGACGACCCGGAUUUUCAGCGUUACGAAAAGGCUGCCAUGGAUGCCAUAGUAUCGAGAAACGGUGGUACGAUAAUUGCCAGCAAUCCGCGCAUGCGUCGUGCCGUACGGUUACAGCCGCACACUGGCGCCGCGGUGGAGGACGACGCCUACCGACGCACGCGCGAGAAGAACAAUGCGGCGGCCAAGCAGAGCCGCUACCGGCGCAAGCUGCGCGAGAUACACCUCUCCCUGAAGGUGACCUACCUCAAGCGGCAGCUGGCGGCGCUCAAGGCGGCGCUGGGUUCCCAGACCUGCACUCGCUGCCACCGCUCCACUGUGUUCUCGUAA
This is a messenger RNA of Spodoptera exigua (beet armyworm), 570 nucleotides long. The record is from the annotation of a GenBank genome assembly. Lineage: Eukaryota; Metazoa; Arthropoda; Insecta; Lepidoptera; Noctuidae.